Hyposmocoma kahamanoa is the source of this 1218-nucleotide messenger RNA. RefSeq lists its product as uncharacterized. The coding region runs from base 33 to 1007 and encodes 324 amino acids. The record is from RefSeq and is a predicted model, not a curated record. The transcript has 2 exons. Lineage: Eukaryota; Metazoa; Arthropoda; Insecta; Lepidoptera; Cosmopterigidae.
GGCUGCGUGGUACGUUCAGUCCAGCGACAGCGAUGCGUGCGCUCGCCGCGAUCGUCGCGUUUAUGGUGUGCUCGUGCUGCCUGCACGCGUUCGCCGCCUCAUCACAUCUAGACCUUCCUCGCGCGCUCCUCUCGACCCUCGGCAUCAAAGAACAAGGUCCAGCGCAUCGACUCCUUUCCUGUGGACAAACCCUCGGCAUAACAAAAUGUUUUAACGCUCUAAGUGUUUGGCGGGCCGAACAUGCUAUAGAAGCUUUAAAAACAGGACGAGCAGUGCAAUUUGACGCGACUGAAGAUGUGAGACGAUUCCCCUGGGAACAGUACAGCAACAGUUCUGAUGAACAGCUUUACUCCCAGUUAUGUGAUGGCGCCGAGAAGCUCCUUCAAUAUCGUUCGUUAUUGCUCUCAUUACCUGGUUAUUCUUUAGAAUUAGAAUCAAAAGGGAAUGGCACUCUGAAUGUCGAUAUUUUGAAAAAUGAUGACAUCGGCAGCGGCAGAGAUUCGAUGAAAAAAUUACAAAAGCAGUUCUAUAAUGUUUUACCACUGUUAUUGCUUCCUGGCCUUAUAAUGUCGGCUAUAUUACCUUUUGUUUUACCAGCGCUCAAACUAAUGACUGUCGGCGUGGGAAUGAUUAAUAAUAUGGCCCUCUCGGGAGCAGUUUUCACGCUCUUAAGAAACAACGCUUUUAGCGAUAAAUAUGAACACAAGAUUAUUUACGUAAACGAAGGCUAUAAGAACGAAAAAAUAUCGCCUAUUCACCUGCACGACGACAGUCAAUUUGAAGAAAUUGAAAUGCCUAUAGAGUUCAGCGGAAGUAAUGUGAAAGGCGUUUUGGCAACCACAGACGAUUUAGUGGAGAUACCUACAAACGCUGACUUUAUCAAUCAGUAUUAUGGAAAUGAGGGCAUGGAGUUAGUAAGACGCAGCCAAAUAACGCCUGAAAAAGUAAAGACACCUGGAAACAUGAGAGUACCUGAAAGAGUGAACCGAAGAAAGAGCAGAGUUUGAUUGCCAAAAUCCUUGCCUGAUUAAAUUUAAGUGUCGCUAGUCUAUUGUCUGUUAUUUAUUUGUAAAAAAGUUUGUCAAUUGUACCUUGAACCUAUUGCUGCCCGUCGAAUUAUCGAUUAUUAUUAUGUAAUGCGUAUUAUUUAAUUCGAAUAAUAAAGCAAAUUAAAUUGUAAAUAAAAGAUAUUAAGUUAUAACUUCCUUUGAUUUCAAA